Eucalyptus grandis is the source of this 2228-nucleotide messenger RNA. RefSeq names its product putative disease resistance protein RGA4. The transcript is spliced from 3 exons. The record is from RefSeq and is a predicted model, not a curated record. Gene Ontology annotation, biological process: defense response to fungus. NCBI's taxonomy places the organism in Eukaryota, Viridiplantae, Streptophyta, Magnoliopsida, Myrtales, Myrtaceae. The coding region runs from base 318 to 2228 and encodes 636 amino acids. Gene Ontology annotation, molecular function: ADP binding; protein binding.
UUAAACUCCACUUCUUUUCUAGUUCUCACACUCAAAUUUGGCCUCUCUCUCUCUCAGUCUCUCUAGUCUCUCGACUUUUUGCAGUGGUACUCUCAAUCUCUCUCUCUUGUCUUGCGGACGCCCCUUGUCUCGGUCUCGCCAACGCCGUCUCAUCUCCAUCUCUCGCCAUCUUGGGGGUUGUGGGCUUUGCUUUUGUUGGUCGACCGUCAGUUAGCCCAUUAUUAGCCAGGUUUUGAGAAGCCUAUAGCCUCGGAACGACCGUACUGGUAUCUUCUGAUCCAUAGAGAGACAAAGAAAAAGGAACACCGAGAACAAAAAUGGCAGAAGCUGUCAUUUUUAGCAUUGCGGAAGAGAUCGUUGCUAGUCUAGCUCCUCAAGCAAUAGAAAAUAUUGGAAAGUUAUGGGGCGACAAGCAUGAACUCGAGGCACUUAGGGAAACAGUCUCCACGCUUCAAGCUGUACUGGAUGAUGCAGAGGAGCAAUACCACCAAAGUCGCGAAAUCAAAGAUUGGGUUGAUAGACUGAAGGGCGCUUUUUAUGACGCACUGGACGUGUUUGAAGAAUACAAUGUAGAAGCUACGCGACAAGGACUGAGAGGCGACAAUAAAAUGUUCGAGGAGGUAAGGAAAUUUUUCUCUGGUUCAAACCAGGUUGCUUUUAUAUUGAAGAUGAGUAACAAAGUAAGAGCAGUGAAGAAAAGAAUAGAAACCAUUGAGGCUAACAGGAAAUUCCAAUUGAACACACUCCCCAAGAGAGAGUGGAGGAAGAGAAAAGAGACACAUUCCUUUGCAUGUGAGGGGGAUAUUAUAGGGAGAGAUGAUGAUAAGGAGACUGUUAAGAAAUUUUUAUUGAAUUCAGAUGUGAAAGGGAAUGUUUCCAUCCUUCCAAUAGUUGGUAUUGGUGGGCUUGGAAAAACAACUCUUGCUCAACUUGUAUAUAAUGAUGAGAUGGUCAAUGAACAUUUUGAAUUGAAAUUGUGGGUAUGUGUCUCUAAUGUCUUUGACAUGGAAGAAAUAGUGAAAAAUAUCUUAGCUCGUGUGACGAAGGAGGUAUUGAAUCAUGAUACGUUGGAACAAUUACGAAAUAAAUUGAGGGGAAGGAGAUAUCUUUUAGUUUUAGAUGAUUAUUGGGUUGCAGAACGAGAAACAUGGGUCAAUUUGAAACAAUUAUUGGUGGAAGGUGCUAGAGGAAGCAAGAUCCUUAUAACUACGCGUCUUCCUUCAGUUGCGGAUAUCACCUGCACUACUACACCUCAUCUUCUCAGGGAAUUAUCUGAAAUGGAGUCUGUCGAUUUAUUAAUGCAAAUGGCUUCAAAAGGAGAGGAGAAACAAGAUUCUAACUUGCGACCUAUUGGCGAAGAGAUAGCUAGAAAGUGCUAUGGUGUUCCAUCGGUUAUUCGAACUGUUGGAAGCUCACUAUUUUUUAGGAAAACAAAAGACGAGUGGUUACAUUUCAAAAAUUAUAAGCUCCUAGAAGAAGCUCGAAGUGAAGAAAAAAUAAUGCCAGGGAAUGAGUGUUGUGUGGUAGGGAAUGCCACAAAAUCUAUAGAUGCAAGAACUCGUCAUAUAUCUGUGGGUGACCUUCCCCUUCCAUUCCCAUGCUUGGAAGCAAGUUGCUUGAGAACAUUAAUUCUUUUGAAGGGAAGAAUGAUAAGUGAAGAAGAUUUACACCCACUCAUGCAAAGUUUCAAAAAGUUGCACGUCUUGGAUCUUCAUGACACAUCUGUCAAGAAGCUGCCAAGGUCCAUCUGUGAGUUGAAGUAUCUCACGUAUCUUGAUCUCUCUUACAAUAUGUGGCUCAAUAGGCUUCCUGACUCCAUUAUGGAAUUGCAAAAUUUGCAAACACUUAAUCUUGAUGGUUGUUGUUACCUCAAAGAAUUACCAAGGGGUAUAAGGAAAUUAGUUAGCCUUCAAUUUCUAGGCAUAAAAGACUGUAAAGAACUUAGUUAUGUUCCUUGUGGACUAGGGCAAUUGAGUUCUCUGCAUAGGCUGAACUGCUUCAUUUUGCCCAAAGACAAAGCUUGUGCUAAGAAUUAUGGCAAACUUGAGGAGCUAUAUGGGCUUAAUAACAUCCGGGGAAGUCUUUACAUUGAAAAUUUGGGACAUGUAACUGAUACAAUAGAAGAAUACAAGGCUGCAAACUUGACAGGGAAGCAGUCUUUGGAAUCUUUGGAACUUGAAUGGGGUGGUUUCAAUAUUUAUGAUGUAGUAAUUGGGGAAAUGGACUAG